Messenger RNA from Pichia kudriavzevii, 501 nucleotides. RefSeq lists its product as uncharacterized. The record is from RefSeq and is a predicted model, not a curated record. The coding region runs from base 1 to 501 and encodes 166 amino acids. Gene Ontology annotation, cellular component: endoplasmic reticulum. The transcript has a single exon. Lineage: Eukaryota; Fungi; Ascomycota; Pichiomycetes; Pichiales; Pichiaceae.
AUGAAUUGGGAUGCAGUAUAUUUCUAUUACUUUGUAAUUCACACACCAAUUACUCUACUGAUGGAUUCAACAUUCGUGAUUCCUCAUGAAUAUCAAUUAUCAAUCCAACGUAAACUGAGUGAAUUUCAUAUAAAGCAGAACCAAGAUUUCAUUGCCAUUGAAAAACCACUUUGGAUUCAAAUAUUUGUUGUUUGGGAGUUAAUAUUUCAGUUACCUUUUUUUAUUUAUGGGAUUAUGGACUACUUCAAGAAUAAUAAAACAGGUUACAGUGUACACUCAUGGCCAAUGUUCCUGUUAUAUGGAUUUAAUGCAGGCUUUACGUCAUUGGUCUGUCUCAUUUACAUCUUGAGCGAAGGUCCCACCCAUGGUUUAUCUACAGGCUCACUGAUAAAUCUAUUUUCAUUAUAUGUCCCAACCACAUUAUUGCCAUUCUACAUGAUGUACGAUUUUUAUCAUAGAAUUGGCAAAUUAUUAAAAGAAGAUAAACCUAAAGUUCUAUAG